AGUGCUCCACGGCCACAACAGAACAGAACAGCCUGCUGGAGGCAGAACAGUAUUCCUGAAGAAGCGCUCCCUGUUUACUUCGGUCGAGGGAAGUAUACCACUUGGGGCCGGCCACCAACAUGCGGCUGUCUGUCGUGUUUGAGCUUCUGCUUGUAUUCAUCCUGCUGGCAUUUGCAGCGUCCAGAGUAAUCGAGCCACCGUCUCUGGUCGAGAGGUCAGGUCACCGACAGGGACCACCAAACCGCUACUGCGCGUGUACCAACCUGAUGUGUAACUGCUGCAGGGAGUUCUCAUUGGCUGUAGUGCCCAUCAAAGGACCAGGUUGCGCUACGUUGACGUAUCUACAGGGUGAUUCACUAAUGGUGACGAUGAGCUUCGGGGACCGAGUGCUGCACAACACGACCAUAACAGGUAAAAAACCAAAACCUGUGUGCAUGCCCCUGCCUGGAGGCAUCUCCAAGUUCUGCGGCCGUGUGUACGGAAUCUCGCGCCAGGGAGAGAACUUUAAGGCGUGUCUUGGUCUCGAGUUGAGAGCUCUGGAUGACCUAGAAGCAGCGCUACGGGUCUCCUGCUUCCGGUUUGGACCACAGGGCCUAAACCUUGAGCCAGCACCUCCGGUUCCGGCGACUGAAGCUGCUAAUAACGAUGACGACGACGAUGAUGACGAUGACUACGGAAUUGCUGAUGACGAUGACGACGAAGACGAUGACGAUGACGACGAUGACUUCGGAAUUGUUGAUGACGACGAUGAUGACGACGAUGAUGCCGAAGAAGCCUCUGAGAAUGAUGUUUCUCCAGAUUAUGAAGGAUUUAGUGUUUUCGGAGAUGAUUUCUUAGGCGGUAUCUUUGGUGGCAAUAAAAAGAAAAAGAAAAACACAAACGCAAACAAACCCCAGCCUGUUCUUCGACCACUGAAGACAAGUUCAGAGACUCCGAUCCUCGAGCCCACCCCUCGACCAACAAAGCCCGCAACACAGCUGACAGUGAAGCCAGUGAGGGUGCGAACCACGGUUAAACCAGUCCGCAAGUCCACCACCACCACGACAAGGAAACCCCCACAUAGGUCCACCACAACCACCACCAUCACACCGGAACCUGAAACGAAGAUUCCAGAGAUGCCAAUCACAGUAAAGGUUCAGAAAGAACCAGUGACUUCGACUGCCAUCACAAUCACAGUCAUGGAGGGUGACGAAACAGAGACUGUGCUCCCAGGAAUGUCAAGCGACGUCAUGGUUUCAAGCGAGGCAGAGAAAUCAGAAUCUACAACCAUAGGACAAGAUCAAACUACACCCAUUCUGGAAGUAACAACUAAAGCAGUGGUCUCAGCGGUCCCUAGCAUUACAGACGACCCAAAGAAAGAUGAAGGACAAGAGACAGACGACGACGACGAUAAUGAUGAUGACGAUGAUGAUGAUGACGACGACGAUGAUGAUGACGACGACGAAGACGAGGAUUCUGACGAAGACGCGGCGAAUGAAACCGAGACGACUCCAGGAAACGAAGCUGAGGGCAACAAGACAAAUGUGAAAAAGGGUACCGAGGAUGAAGAUGACGAUGACCUAGAUCUAGGUUUAGACGAUGAUGAUGACGACGACGACGAUGAUGAUAACGAAAAAGGCCGAAGCCAGACGGCAGUGGUGGCGCUACGCAGCGGCAGGACACACAGACGGAUGAGGCUAGAGAGACGGUGAAUCAGCAGUGUAAAAUGACGCAGCUGUAGUCACACAUUCCAAAGACACUAUCGGUUUUAUACGUAUUUAUUGCUUAUAAUUUAUUAAAAUAAGACGAUAUUUUAUUGAAUAAUGUAGAAUGAGACUUCUUAAUCCUAUAUAAACUGAAAUAUGGCCUCCCUCCGUUCCCGAUAAAGUGUCGGCCCGUAUGUGCGUGUUUAUGUUUUGUCUCCACAUUAAUAGAUUCGUUCGUAAACUAUUUCGCUCAUGCACCUUCCCAACUACACUAAUCUCUCAUAAAAGUACUUGAAGAUUUGCACUUCUAGCUCAACACCACUUCAUUAUCCCGUUCUAAUCAACUAUGAGGUGCAGAUGUUUCCUCAGAAAUUGAUAAUUUCUCAGUUGGUCAAGACAUUCCCUCCUUCUGAGACUUCAAUCAAGGAUGAACUUACUUAUGUAAAGGCAGAUUCUGUCAAAACUUAACAUAACUUCUAGUGUACGAGCAAUAGACUGUGUUUUGAAUUUUAAGGCCCUGAAUACAUUUGGGUGUGUCCCAUUUACUUCGGAGGAAAGUCUUAAAAUAAAUUUGUAGGUAUAAUAACUGA
Messenger RNA from Zootermopsis nevadensis, 2275 nucleotides. RefSeq lists its product as uncharacterized. The record is from RefSeq and is a predicted model, not a curated record. NCBI's taxonomy places the organism in Eukaryota, Metazoa, Arthropoda, Insecta, Blattodea, Termopsidae.